Struthio camelus australis is the source of this 2493-nucleotide messenger RNA. Its product is annotated as UDP-glucuronosyltransferase 1A1. Lineage: Eukaryota; Metazoa; Chordata; Aves; Struthioniformes; Struthionidae. The record is from RefSeq and is a predicted model, not a curated record. Gene Ontology annotation, molecular function: UDP-glycosyltransferase activity.
UCAUUACCUAGAAGACAAACAGGACAAAGCAGGACAGCUCAGUAGAUAAAUCGCUAGGCUUCCUUCAAAAGCAUCUUCUAGCUUCGGGCUGAAGGAGAAGACUUUUUCACAUUCAGUAUUCUGACCACAGGAAAAUGACUUUUUGGCUUUGCUCUCAGCUUGCUGCCUGGAUUUUUCUCCUUCUCAUUCCUGGCCUUUCAGAUGGAGGGAAACUCCUGGUGGUGCCCAUGGAUGGGAGCCACUGGCUUAGCAUGCGUCAAGUAGUGGAAAAGCUCACAGAAAGAGGACAUGAAGUGGUGGUAAUUAUGCCGAAAGUAAGCUGGCAGAUGGGAAUGACACAGACAUACACUGUGAAAACAUACCCAGUGUCUUUCACACUAGAAGAACUGGAUCGUUCCUUUCAUGAAUAUGUUCUUACUCACCUGAAGGAUCUGCCUUUCCCACUUAAUGUUCUUGCAAUAUAUAACAGCUCAAGAGCCGUAUUCAAUAUAUUUUUUUCUCACUGUGAGGGCCUGUUCAGCAGCAGGGAAAUGAUGCAGUACUUGAAUCAAAGUGACUUUGAUGCUCUCCUAACAGAUCCUAUUUCUCUAUGUGGAGCAACAGUUGCUAAUUAUUUUUCACUUCCCUUCAUAUUCUUCAUGAGAGGAUUUCCUUGUGGUUUACACUACACAGCAGCUCAGUGCCCAAACCCUCUCUCAUAUGUCCCGAGACUAUUUACAUUCAACUCAGACCACAUGACUUUUUUCCAGAGAGUGGAAAAUGCACUGGUUGCGCUCCUGGAGCUUGGGUACUGUAACGGUUUCUAUGCAAAGGCGAUAAAGUUUUCCUCUGAAGUUCUUCAAAGAGAUGUCUCCCUGCUAGACCUUCUGAACUCUGCUUCCAUUUGGCUACUGAGAUUUGACUAUGUGUUUGAGUAUGUCAGACCGGUGAUGCCCAAUAUGAUUUUUGUUGGAGGUAUAAACUGUGUUGAGAAGAAACCGCUGUCAAAGGAAUUCGAAGCCAUUGUGAAUGCCUCUGGAGAACAUGGCAUUGUGGUCUUCUCUCUGGGCUCCAUGGUCUCUGAGAUUCCAAUGAAGAAAGCCAUAGAAAUCACAGAAGCCUUGGGAACAAUCCCUCAGACGGUUCUCUGGCGUUAUACGGGACAGGCGCCCCCCAACCUGCCAAAGAACGUAAAGCUAGUCAAAUGGCUGCCGCAGAAUGAUCUUCUAGCUCACCCUAAGACUCGUGCCUUUAUUACCCAUGGAGGCUCGCAUGGUGUUUACGAGGGCAUAUGCAACGCCAUGCCAAUGGUACUAAUGCCUUUAUUUGGAGACCAGAUGGACAACGCCAAGCGUAUCGAGUCACGGGGAGCGGGACUGAUACUGAAUAUACUUGAAAUGACUUCGAAGGACAUAUCCGAUGCCCUGCAUGCAGUUAUUAAUGAUAAAAAGUACAAAGAGAACAUCCAACGUCUCUCGGACCUUCACCUUGACAGACCCAUCCCCCCUCUGGACCUGGCUGUGCACUGGGUGGAGUUUGUGAUGAGGCACAAAGGGGCCCCACACUUGCGACCUGCUGCUCAUGAACUCAACUGGAUCCAGUACCAUUCCCUGGAUGUCAUCGCCUUCCUCCUGGCUGUGGUGCUUCUCUCCAUGUUCAUUUCUCUGAAGUGCUGCCUGUUCUGCUGCCGGAGGUGCUUCCGUAAGAAGGGAAGGACAAGCAAACCAACCAAAUCAAAGUCCCACUAGCAGACGAAACCAGUGGUGGGGUGGUAAGGCCUCUGCUCCAAUACACAAAGAUCACAGAACAUCCUGAAUCUCACUAAAAUAAUUUGCUAGCUUUCAGUCAAGAAAUAAUAGCAUUUCCUUGAAACAGCCUCCCCGUGGCACUAGUUUAACUUUUUAUAAUUUUUAUCUUUAAUCAAGAAUCAGUUUUUAAAAAUAAUUUGUAUAGUAGUGCUUCAGUCACGUGGGAAGGUAUUGGUAGGAAGACCAGGGCUCCUGGUCUUCCAGGGCUCCUUCCACUUCUUGGUGUACUGAGGACUCAUGAUGUCUUUUUUUUUUUAUAAAACCUCCUACAUGCAAUGGAGAUAUACAGGGAUUUUAUACGACUUUGCUCCAGUGGCUUUAGUAGAAACAUUUGCUCUAGCGUAAGAAUGUCAGGUUUACCAAGCACUUUGAAAACUUUGUAUAGCAGCUAUUAUAGAAGAGGCAAAUGUUAUAAAUUGACCGCCUGUCGCAUAAGCCAAGCCAGACGCACAUCUUAAAUGAAUUUUGCAUGUGUUUACAGUACUCUGAACUCAGUCAAGUUUUUUAGUACAGAAGUGGUUGUAAAGCCCCUGCUGUUUCAGCCAGGUUCCCCACCCAGCAGAGUCCUGUAUCUGGAGCUGGCCUGUUAGGUGAUGGCAACCUUUGCAAGCAAUGUUUUAAAAAUCCACCUGAUUUAAUCUUUGUAAGUGAUGUUCUGUUAAAGACCCAAGCGCCAGUCCUAUAAAUAAAUCCCCAAUACUAACAA